CCCGCCUUCCAGGUUGUUUCAGUGGAGAGUUCCCAGCCAGAACGACGCCAUUGCCAUUCAUUGCAGCAACUCUCUCGAGACCAUCCCAGACAACCAACACAACCUCAAGAUACAAUGGCGCCCGCACAACCUGAACUGAAGAAGUACCUCGACAAGAGGCUCUUCGUCCAACUCAACGGCAGCCGCAAGGUCAUUGGUGUUCUCCGUGGCUACGAUGUCUUCUUGAACAUUGUUUUGGACGAUGCUGUUGAGGAGAAGGAUGGUGGUGAGAAGGUCAAGCUUGGCAUGGUGACCAUUCGUGGUAACUCCGUUGUGAUGAUGGAGGCUCUCGAGAGAAUCGGCGGCGAUGAGAGGGGAGGACAGCGCGGCUAAUCAACAAUCAUCUUCUCGCAACACGAUAAAACGACCCUGCGCAUCUACAAACGCCUACAUCAAAAGGCGAGGCAUCGGAAUAAGCGGAUGGCAAUUGACGGGAUUUGACUAUAUACCAAGGCGAUUUACACUUUACGACGACAUCUACAGUGUUCCACGCGGUCUUGGACGGUGAAAAGCUAGGUGGGUUGGCUGGUACGGCGUUCAGUUUCACACGAGGCAUGUAUUCGGGAAAGCUGCAUUAUCUUCAACUUAGAAAGGGAAACAUCUGCGGCGGUGGUCGAAGAAAAGAUACCCAAAGGAUUUUUUUGUUUUUCAUCACGUACAGCUCUUCUCCGACAACAGCUGCUUCCACGUCUUCUCGUCAUAACCGUCCACCAUGCGGUCGCCGUACAUCCGCACCCAGCCUCGAAUCCCGCCCGUCAUGACCUGCGACUGAAGAUCGCCGCCUACUUCGUUGAUAUAGUCUUGCAUCCAGGCGGCACAUCGAGGGCCCCGACCAGCGGAGGAGCCUGGGGGAAGAAGCAUCGGUGUUAGAGAGGGUCGGCGGUAGAGGUACGAGUUCAAAAGAGCAUAGGAUUGAUUGGACUCUGUCCCAAGAGUCAAUGACAGAGAAAGUCAAACACGUACCACAAUAGAAGACCACCUUUUGGAUCCCGGCCUGUUUGCACAAAGCGUACAAGCUCUUGCGCGUGGGGAAGAAGCUGUGGGCGGGCAGGUUGAUUGAUGAGCUGACAGUUCCCCCGGCGCAGUCUGUCCGGCGACAAUCGACAAGCAGCAAUCUGCGCGAUUGGGGCAUGUCAUCGACAUGUUCUUGCUGCUCAAGAAGCUCGAGGACAGUCUGGGGCUCGAUAUGGACCGGCGUCGAAGUUGGCUCUGGAAAUGCUGCCCACCACGGUGUACCAUCCUCGCGCCUAGCCAUGCGCAAGCAGUGUUCGUGAACGUGUAUCGUCAUGUUGAGGCCGUUGCUGAGUUGGUUUCUCAUUGACUGAUUUCUUAGGUUAAGCGGAAGAAAUGUACCGUUGAUGCAUUGUCCGGUAUAUGAAGGGCAGUCAGGGGUAAACUCUUUGUUUGCCACACUGGAUUGGGGCGGCUCUGAGAUCUAGUCACAUCUUUCAGCAAGCCACGCCGCCAAUACUCAUCUCGCGGGACAUGUCCUCGGCAGUCACGUCCUAUCAUAAAUCACUUGUCUCGUACGAUCGGAUCCUCUGAUGCCGUAGAUGGGAUACCGCAUCCGGAGGUAGUCCUUCCUAUCCUAU
Messenger RNA from Neurospora crassa OR74A, 1631 nucleotides. RefSeq names its product small nuclear ribonucleoprotein SmG. Gene Ontology annotation, biological process: mRNA splicing, via spliceosome; spliceosomal snRNP assembly. Lineage: Eukaryota; Fungi; Ascomycota; Sordariomycetes; Sordariales; Sordariaceae. The record is from RefSeq and is a predicted model, not a curated record. Bases 115 to 372 code for a protein of 85 amino acids. Gene Ontology annotation, molecular function: RNA binding. The transcript is spliced from 4 exons. Gene Ontology annotation, cellular component: U12-type spliceosomal complex; P granule; U2 snRNP.